ACUGGGAAAAAGCAUGCCGAAUCUACGCAGAUGUCAUGGGACUGACAGAGCCCAGCAUGUGUUCAAUAUAUUGGAUAGGGAACUAGUUAAAGUACUCGGUACUCUGUACGGAGUAGUGGGAUAGAUGCGCGGUGAUGGACCAGCCUCCGGUGAGAGAUGAGAGAGAUGUACCUACCUGAUUGAGUUCACCCUCAUGAGGGGCCGGAGGGGCGCGAGCGGGAGUGAGGCGCUUGUGGAAUCUGUUCCCUGCUCGCGUGAGGCCAGCAUUCGGAGGAGAACUGCAGGAGGUCGGAGCAGGGCCGAGGUCGAGACUCUCGCAAUCCCAAGCGGAGUGGCGCCGCUGCACCCGGAGAAAGUGCGGUUCCGUGCCCGCUCUGCAACUAUUGCCCCUUGCUGCCUCAGGCUGACAGGCGUUCCGUUCGGUGGCUUGGGUAUGACUUUCCCUUGUUGUAUGUGUCUAAUGGCUACUCCGUAUACUAUACUGUACCUCCCAGGCGUCAGGACCUGCGUUUUUCUGUCCGUCUUGAACCUCUGCCGAGCCACAGUGGGAACAAGCCUCCCGGGGUCUCCAGGUUCGGACUCUUUUAGUCGGGGAGAAUCACGCCCGUGAGUAUGGGGAAGGUCAAAUCCUUAGGUAAGACGAACAGACUAUCAAGUCUUAGUCUCCUGCUUGUCCCGGGCCCCCCCACCGAACCGGAGACACUUCGUCGUGGACAAGCCCGUCUUAUUCACGGGCGCGCCAGGUUCAUCGGCCCGAGAUGGGGGUAGGAUUCCCAUUCUGU
Aspergillus ibericus CBS 121593 is the source of this 782-nucleotide messenger RNA. RefSeq lists its product as uncharacterized. The record is from RefSeq and is a predicted model, not a curated record. The transcript has a single exon. NCBI's taxonomy places the organism in Eukaryota, Fungi, Ascomycota, Eurotiomycetes, Eurotiales, Aspergillaceae. Bases 194 to 610 code for a protein of 138 amino acids.